CUCUCUCUGGUCUCUUUUUUUUUUUUUGAUUAUGGGUUUCGUUUUCUUCAACUCCGAGAUAAUGAAAUUGGAUGUCUUUUCCUGAUUAUGCGUUUCGCUUCCCCUAUUUGAGUGAGAGACUGGAUGCUUCGUCUUCUAGGUCUUGUAAUUGGAGCUUUUUCUCAAUCCUUGUCAAAAAAACAAAAACAAAGUUGGAGCUUUCUCAAUCGUGUUCGUUUUAACCUUGGAAAGUUGAAUCCUUUUUAUGUUUCUCUAGGACCACAAGUAUCUUGUAAUUUAGCUAUGGAUUUGUUGAAUUGGAUUGUUAAAGUAUCUGUUUUGCGCUUUACAUCGUCGGCUACUUUACUACUGGGUUUCGCGGUUGGAUCUUUUCUAUGUUUCUUUAUAAAAAAAAAAGGAAACAGCUUUUUUCCCGUUCAUUGCGCCUACAGUGAUAUUUUCUUUUUCCUUUUUGUGAGGAUGAAUCAGAAUUAGCUUCUCAAUUACUAUACUUAAAAAUUGGACCCUUCUUCUUGUCUUCUCUCUUUCUUUGUUUGACUAAAUGGUUUACUUUGGUAGCUCAGAUUGAUUCUUCUGAAGUGAUUUAGAAGAUGUCUCAAAGAAGGGAACCUGAUCCGCCUCCGCCACAGAGGCGGAUUCUGCGGACUCAGACUGUUGGUAGUCUAGGAGAGGCUAUGCUUGAUAGUGAAGUGGUUCCAUCAUCUUUAGUGGAGAUUGCUCCCAUUCUUCGUGUGGCUAAUGAAGUUGAAGCUAGUAAUCCACGUGUUGCUUACCUUUGUCGGUUUUACGCGUUUGAGAAGGCACAUAGGCUUGAUCCAACUUCAGGUGGACGUGGUGUGAGACAGUUUAAGACCGCACUUCUUCAACGAUUAGAAAGGGAGAAUGAAACAACUUUGGCAGGAAGGCAAAAGAGUGAUGCGCGUGAAAUGCAGAGUUUCUAUCAACACUACUACAAGAAAUACAUCCAAGCUUUGCUUAAUGCUGCUGAUAUAGCUGACCGUGCUCAACUUACAAAGGCCUAUCAAACCGCUGCCGUUCUCUUUGAAGUCUUGAAGGCUGUUAAUCAAACAGAAGAUGUGGAAGUGGCUGAUGAGAUUUUGGAAACGCACAAUAAGGUCGAAGAGAAAACCCAGAUUUACGUGCCUUACAAUAUACUUCCCCUCGACCCUGAUAGUCAGAAUCAAGCUAUAAUGAGAUUGCCUGAGAUACAAGCUGCUGUGGCCGCUCUUAGAAACACAAGGGGCUUACCAUGGGCAGCAGGUCACAAGAAGAAACUUGAUGAAGACAUUUUAGACUGGCUUCAGUCUAUGUUUGGUUUUCAGGUGAUAAAAGACAACGUUUCGAAUCAAAGAGAGCACUUGAUCUUGUUACUUGCUAAUGUCCACAUUCGACAAUUUCCAAGACCUGAACAACAACCAAAGUUGGAUGAUCGUGCCUUGACCAUAGUGAUGAAGAAACUUUUCAGAAACUACAAAAAGUGGUGCAAGUAUUUGGGUCGGAAAAGCAGCCUUUGGUUGCCGACUAUUCAACAAGAGGUACAACAACGUAAAUUGCUCUACAUGGGACUUUAUCUUUUAAUAUGGGGAGAAGCUGCUAACCUGAGAUUCAUGCCAGAAUGCCUCUGUUAUAUAUAUCACCAUAUGGCUUUCGAGUUGUAUGGUAUGUUGGCUGGUAGUGUUAGUCCCAUGACAGGGGAGCAUGUAAAGCCAGCUUAUGGUGGUGACGAAGAAGCUUUCCUGCAGAAAGUAGUUACUCCAAUAUAUGAGACGAUAGCAAAGGAAGCAAAGAGAAGUAGAGGAGGAAAGUCAAAGCAUUCUGUGUGGAGAAACUAUGAUGACUUGAAUGAAUAUUUUUGGUCAAUUCGAUGUUUUCGUCUAGGCUGGCCUAUGCGGGCCGAUGCUGAUUUCUUUUGUCGAACAGCUGAAGAACUUCGAGUUGAAAGAAGUGAGAUAAAAUCAAGUAGUGGAGAUCGGUGGAUGGGCAAAGUCAAUUUUGUCGAGAUACGCUCCUUCUGGCACAUAUUUAGAAGUUUUGAUAGAAUGUGGAGCUUUUAUAUCCUGUGUUUGCAGGCAAUGAUUGUUAUUGCAUGGAAUGGAUCCGGAGAGUUGAGCGCCAUCUUUCAGGGUGAUGUCUUCCUAAAGGUUUUGAGCGUCUUCAUUACAGCAGCUAUACUAAAGCUUGCACAAGCUGUCCUUGACAUAGCCCUCAGCUGGAAGGCAAGACAUAGCAUGUCACUCUAUGUGAAACUCAGAUACGUCUUGAAGGUUGGUGCGGCUGCAGUAUGGGCUGUGGUCAUGCCAGUUACUUACGCAUACAGUCGAAAAGAUGCUUCUGGUUUUUCUCAGACCAUAAAGAAUUGGUUUGGGGGACACAGCCAUAAUUCACCUUCCCUUUUCAUAGUGGCUAUUCUUAUCUACUUAUCCCCAAACAUGCUUUCUGCGUUGCUUUUUCUGUUUCCAUUCAUUCGGCGUUAUCUUGAAAGGUCUGACUUUAAGAUAAUGAUGCUGAUGAUGUGGUGGUCUCAGCCUCGUCUGUAUAUAGGAAGGGGUAUGCAUGAGAGCGCCUUGUCACUUUUCAAGUACACAAUGUUUUGGAUCGUUUUGCUGAUUUCGAAGCUGGCAUUCAGUUAUUACGCUGAGAUUAAGCCCCUUGUUGGUCCAACCAAAGAUAUAAUGCGAAUCCAUAUAUCCGUCUACAGCUGGCAUGAGUUUUUCCCUCAUGCCAAGAGUAAUAUAGGCGUCGUCAUUGCGCUCUGGUCGCCAGUUAUUCUCGUUUAUUUCAUGGACACUCAAAUAUGGUAUGCUAUAGUUUCAACUCUGGUUGGAGGUUUAAAUGGAGCUUUCCGCCGUCUUGGAGAGAUCCGAACACUUGGAAUGUUGAGGUCGAGAUUUGAGUCCAUACCAGGGGCCUUUAAUGAUUGCUUGGUACCACAUGAUAAGAGCGAGGAUACAAAGAAAAAGGGAUUUAGGGCGACCUUCUCUCGCAAGUUUGAUCAGAUUCCAUCUAAUAAAGACAAGGAAGCGGCGCGGUUUGCUCAGAUGUGGAACAAAAUAAUCAGUAGUUUCCGAGAAGAGGACUUGAUUAGUGAUAGGGAAAUGGAACUUUUGCUUGUGCCAUAUUGGUCUGACCCUGAUUUGGAUCUUAUCCGGUGGCCACCUUUUCUACUGGCUAGUAAGAUCCCAAUAGCUUUGGAUAUGGCUAAAGACAGCAACGGAAAAGACCGUGAACUGAAAAAGAGAUUGGCUGUUGACAGCUACAUGACUUGUGCAGUUAGAGAGUGCUAUGCCUCUUUUAAGAAUCUCAUUAAUUAUUUAGUUGUUGGAGAACGAGAAGGACAGGUCAUAAACGACAUUUUCUCCAAGAUUGAUGUACAUAUUGAGAAAGAAACACUGCUAACAGAACUGAACCUGAGUGCCCUUCCUGAUCUGUAUGGCCAGUUUGUUCGGCUAAUCGAAUAUUUGCUGCAAAACAGGGAGGAGGACAAGGAUCAAAUUGUAAUUGUCUUGCUGAACAUGUUAGAAGUGGUGACUAGAGAUAUCAUGGAAGAAGAAGUCCCAAGCUUACUAGAGACUGCCAACAAUGGAGCUUAUGUCAAGUACGACUUCAUGACUCCUCUUCAUCAACAGCGCAAAUAUUUCAGCCAACUUCGAUUCCCAGUUUACUCUCAAACAGAAGCGUGGAAAGAAAAAAUUAAGAGGCUUCAUCUUUUGCUUACUGUCAAGGAGUCAGCUAUGGAUGUUCCGUCCAACUUGGAAGCUCGAAGGCGUCUUACUUUCUUUUCAAAUUCACUAUUCAUGGACAUGCCUGCUGCACCCAAGAUCCGCAACAUGCUUUCCUUCUCGGUCCUGACACCAUACUUUUCAGAGGAUGUUCUUUUCUCCAUAUAUGGCUUAGAACAGCAAAAUGAAGAUGGAGUCUCUAUACUUUUUUACUUGCAGAAGAUCUUCCCAGAUGAAUGGACAAACUUUUUGGAACGAGUUAAAUGUGGCAACGAAGAAGAACUAAGAGGAAGAGAGGAUUUGGAAGAGGAGCUUCGUCUCUGGGCAUCUUACAGAGGCCAAACUCUGACUAAAACUGUGCGAGGCAUGAUGUAUUACCGAAAGGCUUUGGAACUUCAGGCCUUCCUUGAUAUGGCAAAGGAUGAAGAACUAUUGAAAGGCUACAAGGCUCUUGAGUCAACCAGCGAAGAAGCAUCAAAGAGCGGAGGGUCACUCUGGGCACAAUGUCAAGCACUUGCGGAUAUGAAGUUCACCUUUGUGGUUUCUUGCCAACAGUACAGUAUUCAUAAGAGAUCUGGCGACCAACGUGCUAAAGACAUAUUGAGACUUAUGACAACGUAUCCGUCUAUUCGUGUUGCCUAUAUAGAUGAGGUGGAGCAAACACAUAAAGAAAGUUAUAAGGGCACAGAGGAGAAAAUUUAUUACUCUGCUCUUGUGAAAGCUGCUCCACAGACCAAACCAAUGGAUUCUUCUGAAUGUGUUCAAACACUAGAUCAGCUCAUUUAUCGGAUCAAGCUCCCGGGACCGGCUAUACUAGGAGAGGGAAAACCAGAAAAUCAAAACCAUGCUAUCAUUUUUACACGCGGAGAAGGGUUGCAGACAAUAGACAUGAACCAGGAUAACUACAUGGAAGAAGCUUUCAAAAUGAGAAACUUGCUGCAAGAGUUUCUUGAAAAGCAUGGAGGCGUAAGAUGUCCUACGAUUCUUGGUCUUAGAGAGCAUAUUUUCACUGGAAGUGUGUCGUCUCUUGCAUGGUUUAUGUCAAAUCAAGAGAACAGCUUUGUCACGAUUGGGCAAAGGGUGCUAGCUAGUCCCCUGAAAGUACGAUUCCAUUACGGUCAUCCAGAUAUCUUUGAUCGGCUGUUUCACCUUACCAGAGGUGGUAUCUGCAAAGCUUCUAAAGUCAUCAAUCUUAGUGAAGACAUAUUUGCAGGUUUUAAUUCUACUCUGCGUGAAGGAAAUGUGACUCAUCAUGAAUAUAUACAAGUUGGUAAAGGAAGAGAUGUGGGUCUUAACCAGAUCUCAAUGUUUGAAGCAAAAAUCGCUAAUGGAAACGGCGAGCAAACUUUGAGUCGCGACCUGUAUAGACUGGGACACCGAUUUGAUUUCUUCCGGAUGCUGUCUUGUUAUUUCACCACAAUUGGGUUCUACUUCAGUACCAUGUUAACCGUGCUUACGGUUUAUGUGUUUCUUUACGGCCGGCUAUAUCUAGUACUUAGUGGGCUUGAAGAAGGGUUGAGCAACCAACGAGCUUUUCGUAACAACAAGCCUCUUGAGGCAGCUCUUGCUUCUCAAUCAUUUGUGCAGAUUGGUUUUUUGAUGGCUUUGCCCAUGAUGAUGGAGAUUGGACUUGAGAGGGGGUUCCAUAACGCAUUGAUCGAGUUUGUGUUGAUGCAGUUACAACUUGCUUCCGUCUUUUUCACGUUUCAGCUCGGGACAAAAACACAUUACUACGGAAGGACGCUGUUUCAUGGAGGCGCGGAAUACAGAGGAACUGGACGCGGGUUUGUGGUCUUCCACGCGAAGUUUGCUGAGAACUAUAGAUUCUAUUCCCGUAGUCACUUCGUGAAGGGCAUCGAGCUAAUGAUUCUUCUACUAGUGUAUCAGAUAUUUGGUCAAUCAUAUAGGGGUGUGGUUACUUAUAUUCUGAUCACUGUUUCCAUAUGGUUCAUGGUGGUGACAUGGCUCUUUGCUCCUUUCCUUUUCAACCCGUCUGGUUUCGAGUGGCAAAAGAUUGUUGACGACUGGACAGACUGGAACAAAUGGAUAUAUAACCGAGGAGGGAUCGGUGUCCCUCCUGAGAAGAGUUGGGAGUCUUGGUGGGAGAAAGAAUUAGAGCAUCUUAGACACUCGGGGGUCCGUGGUAUCAUCCUUGAAAUCUUUUUGGCCUUCCGCUUCUUCAUCUUUCAGUACGGACUUGUGUAUCACCUCAGUACCUUUAAAGGGAAAAAUCAAAGCUUUUGGGUUUAUGGAGCGUCAUGGUUUGUGAUCUUGUUCAUUCUACUGAUAGUGAAGGGUUUGGGCGUUGGAAGGCGAAGAUUCAGCACGAAUUUUCAGCUUCUGUUCAGAAUCAUAAAGGGUCUUGUGUUCCUCACAUUUGUAGCGAUUCUAAUAACUUUCCUCGCACUUCCUCUGAUAACGAUCAAAGACUUAUUCAUCUGCAUGCUUGCCUUCAUGCCAACCGGAUGGGGAAUGCUUCUCAUUGCACAAGCUUGCAAGCCUCUGAUCCAACAUCUAGGGAUAUGGUCAUCGGUUAGGACGCUAGCUCGAGGAUACGAGAUCUUGAUGGGCUUGCUUCUGUUCACACCGGUUGCGUUUUUGGCUUGGUUUCCUUUCGUGUCUGAGUUUCAGACAAGAAUGCUCUUUAACCAAGCGUUUAGUAGGGGUUUGCAAAUUUCUCGUAUUCUUGGUGGUCAAAGAAAAGACCGGUCUUCAAAAAACAAGGAGUAACAUAUACACACAUUCAUGUAAAUGGCGUAUGUGUAGAUAUAAUGCAUGAUCUGUGUUAUUGUUUGCUUUCCAAGUAAUUUACAGUUAGAAACCGUAUAACUUUAAUAUAUGUUAACUAUUUUCCUUAAGUUCGAAUUCAUUAUACAGUAAUAGAAAGCGAGACGUAUCUUUUUUCA
Camelina sativa (false flax) is the source of this 6625-nucleotide messenger RNA. The record is from RefSeq and is a predicted model, not a curated record. Lineage: Eukaryota; Viridiplantae; Streptophyta; Magnoliopsida; Brassicales; Brassicaceae.